UGUGUGCAUAUAUAUAUGUAUAUGAAGUUGCAGCUUUGGUAGUAGCUAAGAGCUUGAAACUAAGAAGCUACAUAAUCAUGAGUUCCAAGGUUGAAGACGACCCAGAAAAUGGAGGAAGAGGUUCUGAAAAUGGUUCUGAUCGACAGCUGUAUGAAGGCAUGGUUCAACACCAAGAUGCCAUGGACCGGGUUCUGAGUUUCACUAAGAUUUAUCAGCCACAUGUAAACAAAGCUAAGAAAUAUAACGGGAUGCAGACAUUGGUGCUGGCAUACCAAUCUCUUGGAGUUGUGUAUGGAGACCUUGGGACUUCUCCUCUAAAUGUCAUCUCUUCCAUCAACCUCUCAAACCCUAACGAAGAAGAUCUUUUGGGGAUUCUCAGCCUCAUCGUCUGGACUCUAACUCUUCUGGUUUUGAUCAAAUACGUCUUCAUCGUUCUCUAUGCCAAUGAUCAUGGGGAAGGCGGCACCUUCGCUCUUUACUCGUAUCUUUGCAGACAUAUCAAGUUCAAGAGCAAAUUCACCAUUAGAAGCACACGGCUGGAGUCUGAUGAGAGCAUGAGAUAUUACAGUACCAGAAAUAGUGCUUUCAAGUCCAAGGCUAAGAGGUUUCUCGAGGGAAGCUCCACAGCUCAGUCCAUUCUUACUUUUGUGGUGCUUCUUGGGACCUGCAUGGUCAUCGGCGACGGAGCUCUAACUCCGGCAACUUGUGUUCUCUCAGCCCUUCAAGGGAUCCAAUCACGCUCCUCAAAAUUCACACAAGAAAAUGUAGUUUUACUGUCGGUGAUCCUUCUGGUGGCUCUGUUUGCUUUCCAGAGAUGUGGAACCAGUAAAGUUAGCUUCUCCUUCAGUCCCGUUAUGGUAAUGUGGUUUGUUUCCAAUGUUGGAAUUGGAAUCUACAACAUUAUAGUACACCGGCCAUCGAUUCUUAGGGGAUUAUCACCUCACUACAUUUAUAAUUUCUUUCUGAGAAAUGGCAAGAGCGCUUGGGAUCUCCUUGGUGCUGUGUUCUUGAGCAUUACAGGUGCUGAAGCUAUGUUUGCCGAUUUAGGCCACUUUGACAAAAGAGCGAUUCAGCUGGCUUUCACUUCCUUUGUUUAUCCGGCAUUAGUGCUCACCUACGCCGGCGAAGCAGCUUAUUUAGUGAAAAACCCUACAAGGAUCAGAGAAGCCUAUUAUAGCUCCAUUCCCGAUCGGUUAUACUGGCCAAUGUUCGUCGUAGCAACCCUCUCCGCCGUCGUUGCCAGUCAGUCAAUGAUCUCGGCGAGCUUCUCCAUUAUCAAACAGUCUCUAGCUCUUGGUUGCUUCCCUCGAGUUACCAUGCUCCAUACUUCUUCCAAGCACGAAGGUCAAGUCUACUCUCCAGAAAUCAACUUCAUUCUCAUGAUCCUCUGCGUAACGCUAGUCGUUGGGUUCAAAGGCGGCAUUGAACUCUCAAAUGCUUAUGGUGUGGUGGUGAUAUGGGUGAUGAUGAUAACAACCUGUUUGACGGCGUUGGUGAUGCUGGUAAUCUGGGACUCCAACUUUCUCCUCAUCUGCCUCUUCUUCGUUCCAUGCAUUCUUCUCGAAGCCGUGUAUAUGACCUCUCUUCUCAACAAAAUCCCGCAAGGAGGCUGGGUUCCAUUCGCCAUCUCAGCUUUCUUCCUCGUCAUCAUGCUUUCAUGGACCUACGGAAGAACCAAGAAGAGCAUCUACGAAGGCGAGAGGAAGAUCAGCUUGCCGGAACUCAGCCAAAUGGUAUCGGAUCCUCGCCUGUUUCGAACUCCCGGAAUCUGCUUCUUCUGCACUGACCUCGUCAACGGCAUCCCGCCCAUCAUCCGGCGGUACAUCGAGCACACCGGCUCGGUCCGCGAGAUCUUGGUGAUCAUCACGGUGAGAACGCUGCCGGUCAAAACCGUGCUGCCGGAGGAGCGGCUGGUGAUGGGGAGACUGGGAAUAGAAGGAGUUUACCGGUGCCUGGUUCAGUACGGGUACAAGGAUCCAGUCACCAUGGAGGGGGAUGGUUUUGAGGGUUCGGUGGUGGAGAAGCUGCAGGAAACGGCGGAAACGGCCGGCGAGAAGUUGAAGUUGGAGGCGGCGGCGGAGAAGGGGGCUGUGUUCGUGACAGGGCGAACUAUUCUGACAUCGAAGAAGGAGAAAGGAUGGAUUGAACGGUUCGUGAUUGACUGCUUGUACAGGUUUCUGCAGAAGAAUAGCAGAGCGGCGACUUCGUCGAUGCAAGUUCCGGUGGAGAGUACUUUGCAAGUGGGAAUGCUUUACGAGAUCUGAAUCAUCAUUUUAUUUAGUUUUAUUAGCCAGUUGUAAGAUAAAUUUGGCAAAUAUGUAUUCGCUAUUCAGUAUGAACUAAAAGGGUGUCUCUUUUAAAAAUAAGAAAAAAAGAAAUAAAAUGCUUUUCUAAGUUGAGCCCAA
Molecule: messenger RNA, 2405 nt
Organism: Diospyros lotus (date-plum)
Lineage: Eukaryota; Viridiplantae; Streptophyta; Magnoliopsida; Ericales; Ebenaceae
Product: potassium transporter 26-like
Exons: 7
Coding region: 78-2264 (728 amino acids)
Biological process (GO): potassium ion transmembrane transport
Cellular component (GO): membrane
Molecular function (GO): potassium ion transmembrane transporter activity
Source: RefSeq, a predicted model, not a curated record